Messenger RNA from Dentiscutata erythropus, 306 nucleotides. NCBI's taxonomy places the organism in Eukaryota, Fungi, Glomeromycota, Glomeromycetes, Diversisporales, Gigasporaceae. The record is from the annotation of a GenBank genome assembly.
AUGACUACUUUACAGAAGCGUAACCAAGAAAGAACUCACGAAGGUACUAUCCGUAUUGAAAGAAGUGAAAAAAAUCAAGAACGAGCUUACAUUGCUGCAAGUCACCGUGGAGAUCGCAGUAUGGAAGCUCGAAUCGAAUCAGCUCGUAAAGCUUCGGAAAUUCACAAAAAACGUACCGGUAGAGCUUUACGUAUCACUCCCGAAGAUGUUAGAAAUGAAGAAAUGUAUCAAGAAAUCGAUCCUGAUGAGGAGGCUAAGUUAGAGCAGCUUCAUCAAGAAGUAAUUGGUGAAUCUCAAGAAAAAUAA